Messenger RNA from Ostrea edulis (European flat oyster), 1821 nucleotides. RefSeq lists its product as uncharacterized. The record is from RefSeq and is a predicted model, not a curated record. The transcript has 3 exons. The coding region runs from base 1 to 681 and encodes 226 amino acids. NCBI's taxonomy places the organism in Eukaryota, Metazoa, Mollusca, Bivalvia, Ostreida, Ostreidae.
AUGAACACUCAAUACCAAGACCUUCUGCCAAUUUCGAAUGUGAUUUUAAAAGACGGAAGAAUGAGUCUUAUCUCCUGUGGAAAUAUGUGCGCCUCAGACGAAUUAUGUCAAACUAUUUUUUUCAAAUUGUUAGAAGGGAAGUGUUUCUUGUACAACUAUUCCAUUUGGGAGUACACUCCAAGAAGACCAGAAAGAGACGUCAUAAUCUACGAAAUUACAUCACAGGAUGUUGAUUCUGGUUUUGUAUUGAACCGGGGAGGCGGGAUCGCUUUCCAGAUUUCUUCGACCAGCAACAUCACAUCCUUUUACGCAAUGACAUCAUGUAAACAACGUGGCGGAUCAUUGAUUUCAUUAGACACGAAUCAGAAAAUAGACUUCUUGAUAAUGUACAUACGCAACUCUUAUGUCUUCUCGGCGACAACAAAAACGGUAUUCCAGAUAGGACUGAACAACACUCAGGUACCGCAACAAGACACCUGGAAGUGGUCAAAUGGCGCCAUCUUCUCCAACAAUCUCUCUAUGCCAUUUUCGUUGAAUAAUCAUGAUGGUAAUAUGGCGAAUUGUUCCGUUGGUCAUUGUGCCGUACUGAACGUGAAGAAUGAUUCCGCCUGGGCUUUUGAUAACUGUUGUCUUAAAGUUGCCUCUCGUUUUAUAUGUUCAAAAGACAUCAAGAUAGAAUAGUGCAUAUAAAGAUAGUGCGGAACACGUAUAUAAUAUACAUAUAGCCCAUCGUUUCCUAGAAUAGUUUCAUGAAAUAUCAUUUUCUUAAACUAUGAAAGUAACUGUUAUGCUUUCUAAUAUUUCAUUCAAAUUGAGGAGAUAUUGGCUUCGAGGUACAAUUUAAAUGUUUCUUUCUUCUUCUUUUUUUUUUCUUUUUUCUUUUUUUUUUUUUGAAGAUGGUUUUACAUGACAUAUAUAGAAUGAAAAUAUUUCAUUGGGAAGUCAAUUUUGUCGUAUGACUGGAAUUUAUAAGUAACAUGAUACAUAAUUUCUUUAGAACUGCGAAAUGACGUAUUCUCGUCAUGGAAAACUACAUACAAUAUAAGAUAGAAUGGUAACGCCAUGCUUGUAUAUCCGAAUGAUCAUUGUAAAAUAAAUGGAAAUUUUUUGUUUGUGUUGUUCUUUUACACGUAAAUCUCAUGUGAGGAUUUUUUUUACUCGUAUGAAGACGCCAUCAGCUUUAGGUAAUGUGACACAAAUGUGACCUAUGUAUUGCGCUCAAGGUCGUAGAAGUGGGGUGGGUUUUUUUUAUCGUGACAACGACUACCGUCACAUGCUAAAGAAGUACUUAUGAUGCCUGGUUCUUGGUAUAGGAACGUCUUGGGUUCACCGUUAGUGCCGAGAUAACGAAUCAAACCCAAGACCUCUCCAUAGGAUAACACGACUGGGGUAUCACACACACACACACACACGCGCGCGCUCACACGCACGCACACACACACACGCGCGCGCGCGCACGCACGCACGCACGCACACACACACACACACGCGCGCGCGGGGGAUUGAAGGUCUGGUUUUAAUCAGACUGAUGUAAGCAUGGAAUGAUUAUUUUUCGAUAUCUAUUGCGCAAAUAAAUCACCAAACUAACUAUAAAAUGCUAUGAUGCGCAGAUGCCAAAAUUGGCCAGCCAUUCAAUGGCUUCAUUCCCGUCUAAAACUAACAAGAGAUCUUUCAUCAAGAAAACUUGAAAUCGUGUCCUAAAACAUAAUUUUAAAGUACCAAAAAGUUAAGAAAAUCUUAUAUAUAUUUUAGAGGCAAUUAUCAGAAUAGACAUAAAAAUCGCAUUUUGAUAAUUAAAGUUAAAUGAUACAUAUAAUUAAU